Molecule: messenger RNA, 1455 nt
Organism: Stomoxys calcitrans (stable fly)
Lineage: Eukaryota; Metazoa; Arthropoda; Insecta; Diptera; Muscidae
Product: probable trafficking protein particle complex subunit 13 homolog
Exons: 5
Coding region: 64-1377 (437 amino acids)
Cellular component (GO): TRAPPIII protein complex
Source: RefSeq, a predicted model, not a curated record
CCUUUGGGUCAUUUGGUCAAUUUUCUUCAACAGCAGCAUAGAUUAUUUGUGAGAUUAAAAAGAAUGAAUCCUAUCGAGCAAGGAGAACAUUUACUAGCAUUAAAAGUAAUGCGGCUAACACGACCAACUUUGGUUGCUCCCCAAGUGAUAUCAUGCGAACCGAGAGAUUUGCCCCAAUUUAGUCUCAAACAAGUUCUGGAAUCAGAGGGCACCUCAAUUGCUGGUGCUGAGACCUUAGCUGCCGGUCAGUUUAUGCUACUACCACAAUCGUUUGGCAACAUUUACUUGGGCGAAACAUUUUCCAGUUAUAUUUGUGUGCAUAAUUGCACCUCGCAUCCUGUGGAGGGCGUUACUGUAAAGGCCGACCUACAAUCCAAUAAUACUCGCAUUAAUUUGCCCAUGCAUGAAAACAAAACUAAGCCAACCACACUUGGAGCAGAUGAGACUCUGGACGAUACAAUACGCUAUGAAGUAAAGGAAAUUGGAACACACAUCUUAGUUUGCGAAGUGAAUUAUAAUACCCCUGCUGGGUUUGCACAAUACUUUAGAAAAUUCUUUAAAUUCCAAGUACUAAAACCACUUGAUGUGAAAACCAAAUUUUACAAUGCUGAAAUGGAUGAAAUCUAUUUGGAGGCUCAAAUACAAAACAUAACUACAGGCCCAUUUUGCCUUGAAAAAGUAGAACUUGAUAGCUCGGACCAAUAUACGGUGACAUCGUUAAAUACCUUGCCAAAUGGUGAAUCGGUUUUUACUUCCAAAAAUAUGCUACAACCCAACAACAGUUGUCAGUUUUUGUACUGCAUAAAGCCAAAGCCUGAGAUAGCCAAAGACAUCAAGGCUUUGCGUGCUGCCAAUAAUGUGGGGAAGCUUGACAUAGUCUGGCGCUCAAAUUUGGGGGAAAAGGGUCGUUUGCAGACAAGCCAACUGCAAAGAUUGCCCUUCGAAUACAAAGACGUUCGCCUGGAGGUAAUAGAUGCGUUGAAUAUAGUCAAAGUUGGGGAGCCAUUUACCUUUACUUGUCGUGUUACCAAUACAGCUGAGAGGCCCAUGGACUUGGUGGUAAAGUUGCCAACUCCCAUUGAUUUUAGUUGUCCCUAUACGGGUUCUGCUGAAUUUAGCUUGGGUGUUAUCGACCCUGGGCAAUAUCGUGAAUUUCCCCUCACAAUAUGCCCCUCGAAAUUGGGUUUGAUUAAGGUGACUCCUUUAAUUUUUGUCAACACUUUGCUGCAGGAACAGUACACUAUCGAAAAAGUGGUAGACGUUUUUGUAGUAGACACUGACUAUCAUGAAGAUGAAUCAUUCCAAAUUAAUAAGUUUGUGCGCUAUGAUAAUGCCGCCAAAUUAGAAGAUCAAUCCAUGCAGUUGCAAGUUGUUUAGCCUAAGUAGACAAAUACUGUUAUAUAAAUAAGUUAUAAGAUAAUUACAAUUACAAAAACCUAUUGUAUGUUUUAAAGU